Molecule: messenger RNA, 819 nt
Organism: Pochonia chlamydosporia 170
Lineage: Eukaryota; Fungi; Ascomycota; Sordariomycetes; Hypocreales; Clavicipitaceae
Product: thioredoxin-like protein
Exons: 3
Coding region: 1-819 (272 amino acids)
Source: RefSeq, a predicted model, not a curated record
AUGGCUGCAGAGGAUGAGAAACCGUUGUAUACUUUGCACUAUUUCCCCUUCUCACUUUACUCUCUCAUGGUACGAUUCGGAUUCGUUCUUGGUGAGAGCCUAAACUCCGAAACGGCUCCCAACGUUGAGAUUCGCCAUGUCAACCUUCAGAAAGAGGAGAAUUUAUCCGAAUCAUAUCUAACUGAGAUUAGUCCAAAAGGCCAGGUCCCGGUUCUCACAUCGCCAACGCUUCCCUCGCCAAUUGAUGACAGCCAUGACAUCUCGAAAUGGUUAUGCAAGAGGCAACCAGAGCUAUUACCCGAGCAACACCGAGAGGAAAUCGAUAGGCUGCUUGGAAGACUAUAUGACUUUCACGCCAUGGCUCUGUCAGUGACUCUUGAGGACAGCAGAGACGGUAUUCCCAACAAGGCCGCUGCAUUGCUGGAGAAUCCGGAAUUAUCCAAAGGACAUCGACGGGCCCUAGAAAUUAAGAGUGUUUUCCAUGAUUCCCAGUACAAUCGAGCUUUGGAACAAGACAACCUCAUUCAAGUAGAAGUUCAGGCUCGCGACUUUAUGAGGGAUGUCACGGAUAGUUUAAAAACACACAACGAACAUGGCACAACAUGGAUCUUUGGCGAUCAACCGACGAUCCUAGAUGCCCAUACAACCGUUUUAGCAGCCAGGAUGAUGGAUCUCGGCCGGUUCGAUCUCGUUUCGGACUCUGUUAGAACCUAUGCAACGACGGUGAUGGAGACAGAAGAGUGGAAAAAAACCACCCAUGGCCGACCAACUCUGUGGAAUGUCUCUCUCGGUCCAGCUGCCGAUCUAGAACCCCUGUAG